CUGAUGAUGAUACUAAUGUUUCAGAAUGUUGUGAAAAGAUUUUACAAGACUUGGGCGCAAUGGUUCGUAAAAGUUAUACAGGUACAUGAAGCUGUUUAAUUCUUAUAUAUGUACGCUUUUGAUUGACUUCAUUUUAGAUACUAUUACUCAUUUAGUUUUCAAAAACGGUUCACCUACUACAUUUAACAAAGCAAAGACUAAAGGCAAACAUAUAGUUAAUUUACUAUGGGUAACACAUUGCCAGGAAAAAAAUAAGAAAGUGCCUGAAGAAGAAUAUAAGGUCACUAUUGCUCCCCAGAAAUUAAUUGGAAAUAAAAGACGUAAAUCAUCUAUGGAGCCCGGAAGAGUAAAAGCCUUGUUUGGACAUGAAAGCUCGCUUUCUGAUAAUAUUGCAUCAGACAAUGAAGAAGUAAGGAGAAGAACAAUUGUAACAACAGAUUGGGUUGCAAAAAGUCUAGAAAGUAAUAAAAGAGCCAUAUCUCGUGAACGUGAAAUCCGAAAAAGAUAUAUUGAAGAAUUAGAAAAAGAAGAAGAGAGUGCUAAAAAAGAAGAUCCAUUAGCUAAAUUAGACAAACCAUCCUUACCACCAAGACUAUCACUCCCUAUUUGUGCUGAAACUAUUGCAAAUAGACAUACAACUAAAAAGCGUAAAUCCAACAUGAAUGAAAUUAUUCCUGUUGAACCACCCAGUAAAGAAGCACAAGAGCAAAUCAAAGCAAGAUUUUCUAUAGGCGAUAAGAAUACCAAAAAUAAUAUUACUGAUACUAAUGACAAUAGCAACAAUGAUUCUACCAUCACCAUUCCUUCCUCCUCCUCCUCCUCUCAUAGUCACAAUAAUAACUCAUCUUCUAACAGCAAAAAUCCAUUAGCCACCAGUAACAAUUCCUCUUUAUCCAACUCUAAAAACAACAAUAAUAACAAUAAUAAUAAUAAUAGCAUUAUUCCUGUGGAAUUACCACAAAUACCACAAAUUAAUAAUAACAGUAUUCGUAGACGUAAACUAAAAGUAUAUACCCAAUCACCAUCGUCUACAGAUACUGUUAAACAGCCACUGGCACUUAAAGUGUCGAUAGACCGUACGUCAAAUACUAGUAGUAAAAAUGUCAAAUAAAUAAAGAAAGAAAAAAUUAUACCUUUUUAGUGUAUUUCAUAUAAUAGUAGUACCGCCUAUUUAUUUAUGUUAUGUAACACAAUAACCAGUCUGGUUAUGUCAAGAAAU
This is a messenger RNA of Cokeromyces recurvatus, 1219 nucleotides long. RefSeq lists its product as uncharacterized. The record is from RefSeq and is a predicted model, not a curated record. The transcript is spliced from 3 exons. The coding region runs from base 86 to 1111 and encodes 341 amino acids. Lineage: Eukaryota; Fungi; Mucoromycota; Mucoromycetes; Mucorales; Mucoraceae.